AAGAGCCGAUGACGUCAGCACUUCCACAACAACAAGCAGCAGCAGAAAAACAAGGAAGUGAAACACUGCGAGCCGUAAGCUGUUUUUGUUUCAGCGACGCCGUGACGAGACACAAAUAGCCACCGCAGUAAUAUUCACACAUUCUACAAACCGCAAACCCGACGACAACAAUGAACAACAAAGGAUCCUAUCCUCAGCAGAGUGUGUACCCUCAGCAGAACACUGCGCCCGUCUACCCUCCCACUAUGCAAAUGUCUCCUCAGGCGCCUCCUUACACGGACACGCCCCCCGCAUACUCUGAGAUCUACCAGCCCAGAUACGUGCUUCCCCAUCAGGUGGCCGGCCAGAUGCCUCAGAUGUCGUCCCCCUACGUCGGCACUCAGGUGUACAUGCCCAUGCAGCCGCAGAUGCCCGUGGGUCACAUGGGACAGAACGUGCCCUUGGCCUACUAUCCCGUGGGGGCCGUGUACCCGCCGGGGUCCACAGUGAUGAUGGAGGGCGGCUACGACGCGGGCGCUCGCUUCACAGCCGGCAGCAGCGUGUCAAUGCCGCCCCCACCCCCUGGACACCCCCCCAAUGCGGCCCAGCUGGCGGCCAUGCAGGGCGCCAACGUGGUCAUGUCGCAGCGAAAGAGCAACUUCUUCCUGGGCGGCUCCGGCGGAGGUUACACCAUCUGGUAACGGCAGCUGAUCCCUCACGCCUACAACCGCGUAACCCCCCCCCUCUCACCUCCCGUCAAUCACACUCCCCCUCCCCUCCCCUCCCGUUAGGCUGCUUGGCCACAAUACUGACAUCACCUAAUGGAAUGUAAUGUUUUCAAGCCCUUGUGAAAGGUACAGUACUCCACUUGUGACCUAGCGAUCAAAUGACGAGCGGCAGUAUUUAACGUAGUCGAGUCCGUUCCAUCGCCCCCCCACCCAUUGCUGUGCUUUUUAUUUAAGGCCAUUCCGGGUCGACGAGAAGCCACGCUAUGGUACUAACAGAUUCGUAGGUUAGCGAUGUAGCUAGGUUUGUGUUUUUUAGUGGUGCCAGGCAGAUCACCGUGCGAACUUAUCCAAAUCCGGUCAGGAGACGAAAACGUGCUAAAGUAUCAGAUAUCAACCGAUGAAAAGAUCCUGUAGGUCAACCAAUAAAAAAAGGGUCUCUUGUAAAGUCUAGAGCAGGAGUGUCCAAACCUUUUCCAGCGAGGGCCGCAUACAGAAUACAAUGAAAGCUGCAGGGUCCACGUUGAUACAUUUAAAGAUGCUAAAAUCAGUCCGAUACAGGUCUAAAAAUGAUAAGUGACAAAGCAAACGUGAUGCAAUAUCUCAUAAUAAUGAAUGAAUCUGAUAUUUCCAUAUGCGGAUGGUAAAAGAAAA
This is a messenger RNA of Entelurus aequoreus (snake pipefish), 1358 nucleotides long. It is a transcript of the gene dazap2, whose product is annotated as DAZ associated protein 2. The coding region runs from base 171 to 680 and encodes 169 amino acids. NCBI's taxonomy places the organism in Eukaryota, Metazoa, Chordata, Actinopteri, Syngnathiformes, Syngnathidae. The transcript is spliced from 4 exons. The record is from RefSeq and is a predicted model, not a curated record.